Fomitiporia mediterranea MF3/22 is the source of this 1170-nucleotide messenger RNA. RefSeq lists its product as uncharacterized. Lineage: Eukaryota; Fungi; Basidiomycota; Agaricomycetes; Hymenochaetales; Hymenochaetaceae. The coding region runs from base 1 to 1170 and encodes 389 amino acids. The record is from RefSeq and is a predicted model, not a curated record. The transcript is spliced from 12 exons.
AUGUCAACGCUUUAUGCUCAACGCAAUCGUGUAUCGCGCCGGUUUCCUAGGCAGAAAACCAAGGGCUCUGGAGAAUCGGCCACAGUCACAAAUAAUAAUUUUCAGGAAAUAAAUGAUGCUGUAAUUGCUUUGAACAAAGUGCUCAAUGAGAAGUGUCACUUUGAAGACAGUGUAGACAGAAAAGAAAUCAUUGAUUCUCUGAACAAUGCUACACGUAAUAAGUCCAAGACAUCAAAAACGAAAGAUCAGUAUGAGCCAACCAUAGGAGACAUUGGUGAAGGAAUAGAGAUAGAAAGAGCGUUUCGGGCACCCAAUGCUGUCCGGUUAAUUCGGCUAUAUAAAAUAAAUUACCGCAAGCUUCGCUCUCAAUUCCGAAAUGCUCUUAUCGUACUCGGCGUGAGAAAAGAGCUGUACAACGACCAUCUACAGCAUGAUCUGGAUGAUGGACACAGGAAAUGGGCCGAUACAAGUAAUGACUGGAAAUUACACAUCACUGGGAUACAGCUUGAGAAUGCACAUUUUCAAGAUAGUAUGCGUCGCUUUCGGGAUGAAUUCAAUGUUUGUUACAUCACAGUGUUUCCUUCUGGAUUUAAUUCUAAUUCGCUACAGAAAUUCACUGUUAUACACUACAACAGGCUAUAUCUUGCAGCUGCACGCUACCAGUUUCCAGAGGAUGGCACAAUGAUUAUGAAUGCUCAUAUUGACCUCACCCUAGAACCAUUGGCCAAUGCCCUUGAAGAUGUUCUCAAAGAGUUUACAGAUAUUACUGAGCAGGUAAUCCAACGGAGUGAACAGUACUCGAACCAGCGGUACUUGAAUCUGACCACUAUUGCUACUUUUCUAUCGAGUGUCACUGCAACAACACUACAGAUCAGUACUGGGCCUACUGGCGGGCCUGAUUCUGUAUUGGCAGGGAUAACAAACGAAUUCUGGUUCAUAUCGCUUGUCUUCAGCAUGGCAUCAGCUACACAAAGCCUAAUCAUUAUGAUAUGGCGUCAGUCUUUCCGACGUCAGCCUCAAGAAGUAUUCCCAUCUGUUGUCUGGAAAUGGUUCCGGAAUGGACCAAUUUAUUCAUUAGCAAUCGCUAUGAUAUCUUUUUUUGUUGCUCUUUGUCUUCUUGCUUUCCUUGUUGAUCUACCGGCAAGUAUCAAUCAAUUCAUUAGCAAAUAA